This is a messenger RNA of Cephus cinctus (wheat stem sawfly), 2111 nucleotides long. RefSeq names its product neuropeptides capa receptor. The record is from RefSeq and is a predicted model, not a curated record. Gene Ontology annotation, molecular function: neuromedin U receptor activity. The transcript is spliced from 6 exons. Gene Ontology annotation, biological process: neuropeptide signaling pathway. Lineage: Eukaryota; Metazoa; Arthropoda; Insecta; Hymenoptera; Cephidae. Gene Ontology annotation, cellular component: plasma membrane. The coding region runs from base 507 to 1883 and encodes 458 amino acids.
UAUAUAACUCAUACUGAUGAAAUUCUUAUUCCAUUGUCAGUAUACCUACGUGCGUACGUGGGACACGACGUUGAUUGCCGCGACGUCUGACGUCGACGCGUUUGAGAAGAUGGAAACGAAAAGCGUCUGACGAAUUAUUUUCGUACGAAGUGACUUCGUGCAGGUCGGCUUAUUGUUAGUCGCGGAGAUGUUAGUCACGUUGUGUUGUGAUUUUAAUAGAUUGAACGACAAGCGCUGUUGUUACUUUGUGAAUAAUGAUAAGAGUGUUUUGAUCAGGGUUGCCUAAGGUUCUCGCAGUACCUGAACGUUGUCGUGCUGCAAUUUGCGAAGCUGUGGAUAAGAGUGUUAGAGGAAGUCAGAAAGGACGUCCAGUUAUCUUCAGCACGUGAUUGCCAGUUCUGUCAUUACAUCAAGGAGCUUUUUCGAAGUUAGGGCGUCGCUUGAUCGGAAGUUCCAAGAGCCUCCAGAACUUUCGUGAUAAAGAAGAGAAGGAAAUUGGUCACAGAAUGUCGGAACAAAAUGAUAUUUACAACAGCAACAUGACGGAAUCUGAGUAUUUAGAAGCAAUGCUUGGGCCUAAAUACUUGCCUAUGAAAUUGGUGGCACCACUGACUCUUGCAUACGUGAUAAUAUUCAUCAGCGGAAUCGUUGGGAAUGUUGCUACUUGCAUCGUGAUAGCGCGCAAUGUUUCUAUGCAAACGGCGACAAAUUAUUAUCUCUUCAGUCUUGCCAUAUCAGAUUUAACUCUCCUUGUUCUUGGUUUGCCGAACGAGUUGAGCUUCUUUUGGCAGCAGUAUCCGUGGAUGCUGGGUGUACCACUUUGCAAGAUAAGGGCUUACGUCUCAGAAAUGUCUUCCUACGUUUCAGUAUCAACUAUCGUGGCAUUCUCGAUGGAGAGAUACCUUGCAAUAUGCCAUCCAUUUCAGGUUUACAGUAUAAGCGGUUUAAAGCGUCCUGCUCGUUUCAUCUUAGCUGCAUGGUCUAUUGCCAUCGUUGCAGCAGUACCAUUCGCAGUAUAUACCAAAGUGAAUAAAGUUGAAUUUCCACCAAAUUCUGGAAAUUAUUCGGAUGAAUCUGCGAUAUGCGCCAUCCUCCAGCCGGACCUGCCUCAAUUUCCCCUCUACGAAAUGAGCUGCAUUGUCUUUUUCCUGGUACCGAUGACGGUCAUCCUGAUCGUUUACACGAGGAUGGGUCUUCGAAUCUGGGGAAGCACUGAGAAUCCUGUUGGACAGAGUCACAGUGACUCGCAUCAUGUUCAAUCCAGGAAGACCAUCGUUAAGAUGCUUGGCGCAGUCGUCUUUAUGUUCUUUUUAUGCUGGGCACCUUUUCACACACAGCGACUACUUUAUAUCUAUGCUCAAGAAAAGGAUUACUACCCUGAUCUGAAUGAGUGGCUGUACAUCCUUGGUGGCUUUCUCUACUACUUCAGCGCAACUGCCAAUCCAAUUCUCUAUAAUUUGAUGAGUGCCAGGUAUCGUGAGGCAUUUAAGCAAACUCUAUGCUGUGGACCACGAUAUGAACAUACCCGAGGAAGCUCCAGGGAGUCAAAGUCAACUAUCUGUAGAUGUCAUUCCAGUAAAGAGGAUCCUGAACAUUUGGGUCACGUGCCCAGCCUUCGAUGCUCCAUCAGAUCCACCAUUAACCAGGCUAAGGAGAUGUUUACCGUGAGUCCCGAUAGACAGAAUGUUGCAAAGAUCCAAAGAGAGUCUACUGUUCCCACCCGACGUAAGAAUCAGUUCCUUCUACCGGAAGCUGCGCGCGACUUGGAAUCUGCUAGUCCUCUUCUUGGUAAAACCAGAUUGACAAAUAGGCCGAGUAACGAAAGUUCCUCCUCGCACAAUAGACCGGAGGAGUCAUUGUCGACAGCCAGUAGCCUUCUCUGAUAAAGUGAUAUAUGGUGCUUGAAACUUUUGUGAAGGAGAAGAGAAUUGUUCCUUUCAUCUAGCCAACCUGUGGAAUUGAUACAGGAAUUCUGCACCCGUUUUACGGUGGUCCACUUCUGAGAAAUCCUGCCAUCUGACAUUAUUAAAGGAAGUAGCAUCAUGUUGAUACGAACAUUGUAAAGCGAGCAAUCACAUUUUUACUACGUUAAUACAUAUACAUAACAAAUA